CGGAGCCUUCUACCAGCUGCCACACUCAGUGAAGAUGGCUCAUACUGCUUUGGAGGCUUUGGCUCUUAAACGAAUCCAGAAUGAGUUACUUCUAUUCUCUCAAGAUCCCCCGGCUCAGUGUUCUGCAGGGCCGGUGGAGGGAAAUAUGUUUAAUUGGCAAGCGACCAUAAUGGGGCCCCAAGACAGCCCCUACCAGGGAGGGGUUUUUUCCCUGUCUGUCCACUUUCCGAACAAUUACCCCUUCAAGCCCCCCAAAGUUUCGUUCAUGACCCGAAUUUACCAUCCAAACAUCAGCAAAAAUGGAGGCAUCUGUCUAGAUAUCUUGAAUUCUAAAUGGUCACCUGCUCUUACGAUUUCCAAAGUUCUUGUUUCUAUCUGCUCUCUCUUAUGCGAUCCAAAGCCAGACGAACCCCUGGUUCCUGAAAUUGCGAAGAUCUACCGCGACGAUUUAAGGAAGUAUGAUAAUUUGGCUCGAGCGUGGACCCAGAGAUAUGCAAUGUAAUUUCAGCAUAUUGUCAUAAUAAUAAAAACAAGUGGU
Messenger RNA from Grammomys surdaster, 538 nucleotides. RefSeq names its product ubiquitin-conjugating enzyme E2 D2-like. Gene Ontology annotation, biological process: ubiquitin-dependent protein catabolic process; protein polyubiquitination. The coding region runs from base 35 to 502 and encodes 155 amino acids. NCBI's taxonomy places the organism in Eukaryota, Metazoa, Chordata, Mammalia, Rodentia, Muridae. The transcript has a single exon. Gene Ontology annotation, molecular function: ubiquitin conjugating enzyme activity. Gene Ontology annotation, cellular component: nucleus. The record is from RefSeq and is a predicted model, not a curated record.